AUAUUAAAGUGUAAAAUUGAACACAAAAUAACUCAUUCUAUUUUCUAUUCCACGUACGAUUUGGAAAUUGUCCAGAAGAAUUUUGUUUUGUUUAUCGUUGAUCUGACACGUGUUUUGCCAACGUCGUCUGCUGUAAUUAUGAAUGUUUGCGGUUUCGAUGUGAAUUUUUAUUUUGUGUAAGUUCAAAUACACAGGAGACACAUUUCUCUCGUUAGUUAUGUUAGGUCACGAAUAUAUUAAUUACUUUGCGAUUGGAAUAUUCUCUGCAGUAACCAUCAUGUUAUUUAACUUAAUAAACGAAGUACAACAUGAACCUUAUUUGGACGAAGUUUUUCAUAUUCCUCAAGCACAGAAGUAUUGUAGUGGAAUGUUUUAUGAGUGGGACCCCAAGAUCACUACAUUGCCGGGGCUCUACUUGGUCUCUGUGGGAGCCCUGACUCCUCUCACGGCUCUGAUGGGCUGCGACAUGUGCAGUCUGUACUUCCUGCGGUUCGUUAAUGUCGUCGGCUCCAUAGCCAACUUUUAUGUGCUCUACUGCAUACAAACUAAGCUGUAUCCAUCAAGGAAGGAGUUAAAUCUGGUAUCGACCCUGAACCUGGCAACAUUCCCAGUGCUGUACUUCUUCACGUUCCUGUACUACACUGACGUGUUGUCGACACUGCUGGUGAUGCUAAUGUAUCUGCUGCACUUGCAUGAGCGCAGGUUGCUCUCCGCUGCUACAGGUCUCUUGGCUGUGGUUACACGCCAGACCAAUAUAAUUUGGGUUGGUUUCGUUCUGCUCGAGACGGUUGCCAAAGUCCUGACACGCUCGGCCGAGCGACGAGGCAGAAAAACAGCUGGCUCCGAUGACGGAGUUCUCCACCAUUUGAAGUUUCUAGCGGAAGCAGUUUCGAGUGCUUGGAAGGACUCGUCUUUUGCAGCAUUGGUGAAAGAUCUUAUUCGAGAGACUGUGUUUACGUGUGCAGUUUGUGCUGGCUUCCUUUGCUUUGUGGCGUGGAACAAGGGGAUAGUCGUCGGUGACAAGACGGCCCAUCAAGCGGUUCUGCACUUCCCUCAGCUCUGCUACUUCUCGCUGUUCUCCCUGUUCUUCGGCUUCCCGUUCCUGCUGGCCGACGCGGGGAGCGUCUUCAGCCGGCUCAGGACUCGCAAGGUGCAAACCGCGUCCCUCCUGGCCGUUACGCUGAUCGUGAUCCACUUCAACACCCACGUGCAUCCGUACCUGCUCGCCGACAACAGGCACUACACCUUCUACGUGUGGAAACGCGUUUACGAGCGCCACCUCCUCGCCAGAUACCUGCUCGCACCCGUCUACCUCUUCGCCGUUUCCGCCUCGCUCGGGGCCCUGGCGGACGGCAGCGCGACGGUGCGGCUCCCCUUUGCGCUGUGCGUGGUCUUGUCCCUGGUGCCGCAGAAACUGUUGGAGUUCAGGUACUUCAUCCUGCCGUACCUCCUCCUGCGACUGCAUGUUUCGCGCCUGUCGUGGUGGCAGCUCCUGCUGGAGUUCGCAGUCUACUCGGCGGUCAACGCUGCAACCAUCUACAUGUUCGUUACGAGGACAUUCACCUGGCCGGAUUCCGAUCAGUUGCACAGAUUCAUGUGGUGACACGGAGUUCUGUUUGGUGUGAAGUGUGAAUGCAUGUUUGUUGCUCGUAAAACAUAAAGACCUCGUCGUGAGCACACUUCUGAAAUUUCUUUAAAAAAAUUAGGGUUUUGUAUAUCUUUUGAAAAUUGAAAUUAUUUUUAAUUCCUGUAAUAAUCAAAUUGAAAUGAAAAGAGACAUUUCACAUGUAAGCUUGGCCUCUAGUGAAACUUGAGCUAAUGUUAAAUUGUAGAGCCAUCUUGCAUUUAAGAUUUGUUAGUUGUAAGGUGCCCUUUGAAAAAAGAUAAAUAUAACAAACACUCAAAUUUAAUAAACAAAAUAUUUAUCAAAAA
Molecule: messenger RNA, 1932 nt
Organism: Bacillus rossius redtenbacheri
Lineage: Eukaryota; Metazoa; Arthropoda; Insecta; Phasmatodea; Bacillidae
Gene: Alg10
Product: putative Dol-P-Glc:Glc(2)Man(9)GlcNAc(2)-PP-Dol alpha-1,2-glucosyltransferase
Exons: 5
Coding region: 218-1603 (461 amino acids)
Biological process (GO): protein N-linked glycosylation; dolichol-linked oligosaccharide biosynthetic process
Cellular component (GO): endoplasmic reticulum
Molecular function (GO): dolichyl pyrophosphate Glc2Man9GlcNAc2 alpha-1,2-glucosyltransferase activity
Source: RefSeq, a predicted model, not a curated record